AUGGAAGUAUUUCUUUACAAUUCUACUGUUUGUAGAUUAUGUGGGGAAGAAAAUGAUAAUGGAACAUUAUUGUUUUCUUGUGAAGAAAAUAAUCCAAACUUAAGUGAAGUUAUUAAUACAUAUUUGCCAAUCAAGGUAUUCGAUGAUGGACAAUUGCCUCGAACAAUCUGUCCAGGAUGCACUAUUCAGUUGGAGGCCACCGUAGAAUUUUUAACACUAAUUAUUAACGGACAGAAAGUAAUUCGUGAGCUACAUCUCAGAGAGAGAGAAUAUAAAAAAACAAUCCUAAAUCCUUCUCCUGAACAAGAUGUCAUUACAGAAAAAAUUGUUUAUGAAGUAAACACAAGUAAUGGAGUAUACCAAGUGGAACACCCUAUUGCUUUACAAGUGGCUGGUCUUGACAAACCAAAACGUAAACGAGGCAGGCCACCUAAAAAGAUCAAAAGUCCUGAAGAGUUGGCUCAAGAAGCAGCUGCAAAAGAAAAAGAGUUAAACUCUGUAAAAGUAUGUGAUAAGGAUGAAGAGCCUACUGGAAAACGGAGACGGAAAACACCAACUAGAUUUAGAGAAGCUGUGCAGGGUAAAGAACUUGAAAGAAUAUUUAAAGAAGAAGGAGUGACUGAUGGUGAGGAAAGUGACCGUGAUCUGAAACCUAAUUUGGACAUCGAAGUAAAGGUUCCUGUGUCAAAAGAGCCAGAAAUUAUAGGACAUAUGGAGAACUCGGGAGAAGUGGUGGUCUUUGUCAAAGGCAAGGGGAGGGGUAGACCAAAAGGCCCAAUGCGCUUAACUCGCAAAGAAUGUGCAAUCUGUGGUAUGGAGUUCUCCUGUGCUGGACGUUACAUGUCCCAUGUUGCCCAUCAUGGACCGGUCAUAUAUCAAUGUGGUCAGUGUAAAGAGACCUUUGAUACCCGGCUUAACUUCACCAACCAUCAAAAAGAGCUGGAACAUGUUGGACAAAAUGUUAUCCCAAUUGGCAAGAAGAAUGCUAAAAAUAUACAGAACAUAUCAGAAAUGAUUAAAAUGGAAUCACAAGCUGCAAGUAUUCAGCCCAUAACAGAGACUCCUGAUGUGGCAGUAAAUAUGUUAGUAGACAAUGUGAUGACAGCUUUACCUGACCUAAGUGCAGAGCCAGUUAUCAAUGAGGCUGAACAAUUGCGUUCUGACGACCUCACCACUGAAAUAACUUCUAGUCCAAGUGUGGAAGGUGCUGUUAAAAUCAUGGAUACAUCCCCUGAUGUAGUAGAGGUUACAGAAAAGUCUGAUGAGGUGGAACAAGUGGAGACCUUACCUGCAGGGAAAGUAAGACUGAACUGCCCCCACUGUGAAAAAACAUUUAGUAAUAAACAGAGCAAGUCACUGCAUAUUAAGGCGGCGCACGUGGGCGAGCGGCCGUACGUGUGCGGCGAGUGCGGCGCGCGCUUCGCCUACCCGCGCUCGCUGGCGCUGCACGCCGUGUCGCACCGCCGCCAGCGCCCGCGACACGCCAAGGGCUACGCCUGCGACCUGUGCGGGAAGCGAGACGACCAUUAUACACACCUACCCGCGCUCGCUGGCGCUGCACGCCGUGUCGCACCGCCGCCAGCGCCCGCGACACGCCAAGGGCUACGCCUGCGACCUGUGCGGGAAGGUAACUGUAGCGUCUUAGCCGACUUCCUCAGCGAGACGACCAUUAUACACACCUACCCGCGCUCGCUGGCGCUGCACGCCGUGUCGCACCGCCGCCAGCGCCCGCGACACGCCAAGGGCUACGCCUGCGACCUGUGCGGGAAGCCGACUUCCUCAGCGAGACGACCUUAUACACACCUACCCGCGCUCGCUGGCGCUGCACGCCGUGUCGCACCGCCGCCAGCGCCCGCGACACGCCAAGGGCUACGCCUGCGACCUGUGCGGGAAGGUAACUGUAGCGUCUUAGCCGACUUCCUCAGCGAGACGACCAUUAUACACACCUACCCGCGCUCGCUGGCGCUGCACGCCGUGUCGCAACCGCCGCCAGCGCCCGCGACACGCCAAGGGCUACGCCUGCGACCUGUGCGGGAAGGUAACUGUAGCGUCUUAGCCGACUUCCUCAGCGAGACGACCAUUAUACACACCUACCCGCGCUCGCUGGCGCUGCACGCCGUGUCGCACCGCCGCCAGCGCCCCGCGACACGCCAAGGGCUACGCCUGCGACCUGUGCGGGAAGGUAACUGUAGCGUCUUAGCCGACUUCCUCAGCGAGACGACCAUUAUACACACCUACCCGCGCUCGCUGGCGCUGCACGCCGUGUCGCACCGCCGCCAGCGCCCGCGACACGCCAAGGGCUACGCCUGCGACCUGUGCGGGAAGCGAGACGACCAUUAUACACACCUACCCGCGCUCGCUGGCGCUGCACGCCGUGUCGCACCGCCGCCAGCGCCCGCGACACGCCAAGGGCUACGCCUGCGACCUGUGCGGGAAGGUAACUGUAGCGUCUUAGCCGACUUCCUCAGCGAGACGACCAUUAUACACACCUACCCAGCGCUCGCUGGCGCUGCACGCCGUGUCGCACCGCCGCCAGCGCCCGCGACACGCCAAGGGCUACGCCUGCGACCUGUGCGGGAAGGUAACUGUAGCGUCUUAGCCGACUUCCUCAGCGAGACGACCAUUAUACACACCUACCCGCGCUCGCUGGCGCUGCACGCCGUGUCGCACCGCCGCCAGCGCCCGCGACACGCCAAGGGCUACGCCUGCGACCUGUGCGGGAAGGUUCUGAAUCAUCCGUCCUCGGUUGUGUACCACAAGGAAGCCGAACACGCAGGCCAGCGAUACGUGUGCAACAAAUGCGGCAAGUCCUUUAAACACAUACAGUUAUUGCAAAGACAUCAACUCGUUCACUCUCAAGUCAGACCUUACACAUGCAAGACUUGUGAAGCUUCAUUCAAAACUAAGAGAAACCUACUUAAUCAUCAGCUGUUACAUACGGGUGUCAAAAAAUUCUCCUGUGAGAUAUGUAAACAUAAGUUUGCACACAAGACCAGUCUCACGUUGCACAUGCGAUGGCAUACCGGUCAGAAACCUUACUCGUGCAACACGUGCGGUAAGAGUUUCAGUCAGAAGGGGAAUCUAUCGGAGCACGAGCGGAUCCACACGGGCGAGAAGCCGUUCCAGUGCUCGCUGUGCCCGCGCCGCUUCACGACGUCGAGCCAGCACCGCCUGCACGCGCGCCGCCACGCCGCCGACCGGCCCUACGCCUGCACGCACUGCGGGAAGAGGUUCGUGUCGCGCGGCUCGUGGGCGGCGCACGUGCGGCGCGAGGCGGGGGGCGGUGCGCCGGGCGGGCCGGGGGACGGUGCGGGUGGGCCGGGGGGCGGAGCGGGCGGGGCGGGGGGCGCUCACCGCUGCUCGUGCUGCGCGCGCACGUUCGCGGAGCGCUGGGCGCUGCUGAAGCACAUGCGCACGCACUCGGGCGAGCGCCCCUUCCGCUGCCCGCACUGCCCGCGCGCCUUCGCCGACUGCUCCAACCUCAACAAGCACAAGAAGCAAGUUCAUAAACAGAUCAGUUUACUCGCCAACUCGCAGCCUCAACCCCAGCAGAUCCAACAAACGGUGUCCGUCCCAAAUAGUUCACCGAUUGGCAUGAAAUUCGAGACCCAAGAAGACUCCCUCGAAGAGAGAGUCAUUUAUGUGACCUAUGACGUUGACGAAGCUGACUCGCCAGCAUUCCAUAUACUGUCCCCAGAACAGGCGGCCGGUCUUGAUGAAAAUAAAGUGAUGACAACAUGCGAGUUAUAUUCGGGCCCAUCACUGCUUGUCCCACAACCAAAACUGGAACAAUUGGAGUUGGCGUCGGAACCAUUGGAACAAGAAGACCUAGAGCAGCUACAGGAACAACUUGUGUUAGAAGGACAUGAACAUAUGCCUGUGACAGAUGAACAAGGCAAUCCACUCCAUUUCACGAUGCAAGAUGGCACAAGACUUGCUAUCACGUCUGCUGAUGGUAAAUCUUUACAGGUGAUUACACAAGAUGGCCAGACAAUUCCUGUUGAAAUAAAUGGAUAUGCUGAUGAAGAGGAAGUGGACAACCCGGACACGAUAGUGCAUCAAUUGAAUCUACAAAAGAGCGUGGACAACAACGUGUCAGCGCCCGUCACUCACUACUUCACUAUCGUUUAA
Messenger RNA from Arctia plantaginis, 4131 nucleotides. The record is from the annotation of a GenBank genome assembly. Lineage: Eukaryota; Metazoa; Arthropoda; Insecta; Lepidoptera; Erebidae.